Drosophila miranda is the source of this 6385-nucleotide messenger RNA. RefSeq names its product protein argonaute-2 (gene AGO1). The record is from RefSeq and is a predicted model, not a curated record. The transcript has 6 exons. Gene Ontology annotation, molecular function: protein binding; RNA binding. Lineage: Eukaryota; Metazoa; Arthropoda; Insecta; Diptera; Drosophilidae. The coding region runs from base 996 to 3851 and encodes 951 amino acids.
UGGUUAAGAGUGUACAGCAUGCGUCACGCUCACACGUCGCGAGUACGAUUUUUGUGUGGACGGUGUGGUGCCUGCUGGGAAAAUCUGAAGAAAAUUGCAUUUUUUGCAUAAUGCGCGACGUGAAAAGCUAACAAAAGUUGUGGAAAAUCAAAAUUCGAUAGUCUGGCCACAGUUUGUGCAUAAUUUCGGGCAGCGCGAACGUGUUUGGUGCACAAAAACCACGUCUCGAAAAUAUCAGAUCAGAAUUAUACGUGCACACAUUUUUGCUGCCAUAUUAAACGCAUACAACAGCGUUUUAUUGCUGUAUAGAGCAGAGCCAGAGCGGAGCGGAGCACCAGGGCAGAGCAUAGCCCAGAGCCCAGAGACCACACACUAACACUCACGAGCGAGAUAUGCGAGAAUAAAGAAGAAUUUUUCUUAGUUGUAUUACAAAAGCAUUAGGAUACACAUAUGUAUAUAAGUGUAUAUAUACAUGCAUAUGUGUGUACAUAGGAGUGUACAUAUAAACUAAACGAAAGCUGUGCCUACAUUUGUGUUCUUUUCCAAUACUAAACUUACAAAACAAACAACAACAACCACAAUAAUAAUAUAAAUAAACUAAUGUUAAUGCAAGCAAAGAGCCAACAGAUCUUCAAAACCAGUCUGUGCUCAUUCCAAUACAUAUAUACGUAUAUAUAUAAAUAAUUAUAUAUAUAUAGAUAUUAUAUAUAACUACGCCUACGCCACGCCCACGCGCAACAACAACAACAUGGAGAAUCAACCAAACGAAUAAAACUUUAAACUAAUUUAAAGUGUGAUAAGCAAAAGGCUGAAAUCUAAAAACAAAACAAAAAAACUAUGAAUAAUUAGUAGAAACCAAAAGCAACAAGCAACAUCAACAACAAUCAAUUACAUAUACACCAAAACACAAGACAUCCAAACACGAGCCAACAACAACCUUUUUAUACAUUAAUUAAACUAUUUUUCUUAAAUAAAACUUAACUUAGUGCAAGAAAAUGUAUCCAGUCGGUCAACAGUCACAGUGGACCCCCUCGCCCACGCGGGCUCAGAGUCCCUCUCAGGCGCAGACUAGCUUCGAAACGCUCACAUCACCACCAGCGCCGGGUUCUUCGGUCAAUCCCACCGCUGUAACCAGCCCAAGUGCCCAGAAUGUGGCAGCUGGGGGCGCCACUGUGGGUGCGACGGCCUCAUCAGCAGCCUCCCAGGUGGCGUCCACCCUGGGAACCACAACCGGGACUGUGACUGCUGCGAUUGCCACCGCUACUCCGACCACCAAUCCGGAUAUGCCCGUCUUCACAUGUCCGCGUCGCCCCAAUCUGGGACGCGAGGGCAGGCCGAUCGUACUUCGAGCCAAUCACUUUCAGGUGACGAUGCCUCGCGGCUAUGUGCAUCAUUACGAUAUCAACAUACAGCCGGACAAGUGUCCGCGCAAGGUGAAUCGCGAGAUUAUCGAGACCAUGGUGCAGGCCUACAGCAAGAUCUUUGGCGUUCUGAAACCGGUAUUCGACGGACGCAACAAUCUGUACACCCGCGAUCCUCUGCCGAUCGGUAACGAGCGCCUCGAGCUGGAGGUGACACUGCCCGGCGAGGGCAAGGACCGCAUCUUUCGCGUGACGAUCAAGUGGCAGGCCCAGGUCUCGUUAUUCAACCUGGAGGAGGCUCUGGAGGGUCGCACGCGUCAAAUACCCUACGACGCCAUCCUUGCCCUGGACGUGGUCAUGCGUCAUCUGCCGAGCAUGACCUAUACGCCAGUCGGACGGAGCUUUUUCAGCUCGCCGGAUGGCUACUAUCAUCCUCUGGGUGGUGGACGUGAGGUCUGGUUCGGUUUCCAUCAAAGCGUGAGGCCCUCGCAAUGGAAAAUGAUGCUGAACAUUGAUGUCUCGGCCACUGCUUUCUACAAGGCUCAACCCGUGAUUGACUUUAUGUGCGAGGUGCUGGAUAUACGCGACAUCAUGGAGCAGCGCAAGCCGCUCACAGACUCGCAGCGGGUCAAGUUCACCAAGGAGAUCAAGGGACUCAAGAUUGAGAUCACGCACUGUGGCCAGAUGCGGCGCAAGUAUCGUGUCUGCAAUGUAACCCGCCGACCGGCUCAAAUGCAAUCAUUCCCACUGCAGUUGGAGAAUGGUCAAACUGUGGAGUGCACUGUGGCCAAGUAUUUCCUGGACAAGUAUCGAAUGAAGUUGCGCUACCCCCAUCUGCCGUGCCUGCAGGUGGGACAGGAGCACAAGCACACCUAUCUGCCGCUCGAGGUGUGCAACAUUGUGGCUGGCCAGCGAUGCAUCAAAAAGCUCACCGAUAUGCAGACAUCGACGAUGAUCAAGGCCACUGCACGCUCGGCACCGGAUCGCGAGCGUGAGAUCAACAAUCUGGUGAAGCGUGCGGACUUUAACAACGACUCGUAUGUCCAGGAGUUCGGUCUGGCCAUCUCCAAUUCGAUGAUGGAGGUGAGGGGACGAGUGCUACCGCCGCCCAAGCUUCAGUAUGGGGGACGUGUGUCCACUGGCAUCACCGGGCAGCAGUUGUUUCCGCCCCAGAAUAAGGUGAGCCUUGCCUCGCCCAACCAAGGUGUCUGGGACAUGCGCGGCAAGCAGUUCUUCACGGGCGUGGAGAUCAGGAUCUGGGCCAUUGCCUGCUUUGCCCCGCAGCGAACAGUGCGCGAGGAUGCCUUGAGGAACUUCACCCAGCAGCUGCAGAAGAUCUCAAACGACGCCGGUAUGCCGAUAAUAGGCCAGCCCUGCUUCUGCAAAUAUGCUACGGGGCCGGAUCAAGUGGAGCCGAUGUUCCGAUACCUGAAAAUCACCUUCCCGGGGCUGCAGCUCGUCGUUGUUGUGCUGCCCGGCAAGACCCCGGUCUAUGCGGAGGUCAAGCGCGUGGGCGACACCGUCUUGGGCAUGGCCACCCAGUGUGUGCAGGCGAAGAACGUGAACAAGACAUCGCCCCAGACGCUGUCCAAUCUGUGUCUGAAGAUAAACGUCAAGCUGGGCGGCAUCAAUUCGAUUCUGGUGCCCUCCAUCCGGCCCAAGGUCUUUAACGAGCCCGUUAUCUUCCUGGGAGCUGACGUCACACACCCACCAGCCGGCGAUAACAAGAAGCCAUCGAUUGCCGCUGUUGUUGGUUCAAUGGACGCCCAUCCGUCACGAUAUGCGGCCACUGUGCGAGUACAGCAACACCGCCAGGAGAUCAUCCAGGAGCUGAGCAGCAUGGUGCGCGAGCUACUGAUUAUGUUCUACAAGUCGACGGGUGGCUACAAGCCCCACCGAAUCAUCCUGUACCGGGACGGCGUCUCCGAGGGACAGUUCCCGCAUGUGCUGCAGCACGAGUUGACCGCCAUAAGGGAGGCGUGCAUCAAGCUAGAGCCCGAAUACAGGCCAGGCAUCACAUUCAUCGUUGUCCAGAAGCGCCAUCAUACGCGACUCUUCUGCGCCGAGAAGAAGGAGCAGAGCGGCAAGUCUGGCAAUAUACCGGCCGGCACCACCGUCGAUGUGGGCAUCACGCAUCCAACCGAAUUUGAUUUCUAUCUGUGCAGUCAUCAGGGCAUUCAAGGCACCAGCCGUCCCUCGCACUAUCACGUGCUCUGGGAUGACAAUCACUUUGACUCCGACGAGCUUCAGUGCCUCACGUAUCAGCUGUGCCACACCUAUGUGAGGUGCACGCGCUCCGUCAGUAUACCAGCUCCAGCCUACUAUGCCCACUUGGUGGCUUUUCGUGCAAGGUAUCAUCUGGUGGAGAAGGAGCACGACUCCGGCGAGGGCUCACACCAGAGCGGAUGCUCAGAGGAUCGGACACCGGGAGCCAUGGCCAGAGCCAUCACGGUCCAUGCAGACACGAAGAAGGUCAUGUACUUUGCCUAAAAAGUAGCCAAAUUACCAAACCACAAACCCCAACAAAGUAACCCCAAGAAAACCACAACAAAAAUCAAAAAUUAAAAAUCAACUUCGAAAUUCAAUUCGAAUAAGCAAAGAGAGAUGGAGAUAGAGUACCUCCCCACCUCCCCAGUAAGCCUCCCAAAUCCCUCCUCAAAUCAGAAAAGCCAAGCAAAGAGAAAGUUUUACGUUUAAGUUUAGAAAGUGAGAAAGUUUAAGGAGUAUAUAAGGAAUAUCUUGCAUGCAUUAGUUUUAGGGCAAAACGACACAACAAAAACCCACAGCAAACACUCAAACACACACACACAGAGAUCGACUCAAGGAGGACUACAAAAACGUGAAAAUCGAGACACGACACCGUGAAGAAUUGAUUAUAGACAUAGGGAAUAGGGGAUCGGGAAGGAAAUCGAAUGUUAAUGCACAACAAAAUGUGAAAAUUCUCAACAGAAGCAUAGCAAACAAAGCGAAAAGGCGAAAGGCUAAAAAAAAAAAUGGAAAACCAUUUUAACAAAAACUAAACUUAAAGGGAACAAAACUACGAACGCAACACCAAAAGCCAAGCAGCAGCAUUAAUUAUCUAUCAUCAAACUUACUACAAGAACACCACGAGAGAGAGACACAACUUUUGUAAAUGUGGGGGGGAAACCAAUUAAAAAUACAAUAAAUUGUAUAAUAUAUUUUUACAAAUAACGAAUUGAAGACAAAAGGGGGGGAUGGAACGGAUGGAAUGAACAUUUGAAUAAGAAUGAAUGAACGCAUACGACCAAAGGUUUUUAGUAUACAAAAACGAAUGAAAAACAAAGCACACAAAAAACAAUUGAAUAUGUUUGCUGAUCGACGACUCACACAACAUACAACACACAAAAACCGCAAUAAAACACCACACCACACCACACAACAACAAAUUAAAACUCUGAUUCUCUGUACUGUGAACGAAGACCACCACCAAAAUGAAAAUAAAGAUAAAGAUGAACAUUUAAGGGAAAACUAAACACCAAUAAGUGGGGCACUCGACUCGACAAAGGCAUUAAAGCGCUGAAACACAACAUAGAAAAUACGAAACGAAAAUGAAUAAAAUACUUCAAUAACUAAAGUGCAGAUUAAACUGAAAACAUUUAAUAGUUUGUAAGAUUUGGCUCUACCAAAAAAACAAAGGAAAGAAGACGGACCGGACGGAUAUGAUAUAUAUAUAUAUAUAUAUAUAUAUAUAUGGAGAGAGAGAGAGAGAGAGAGAGAGAGAGAGAGAGAGAGAGCGGCAUAACGAUAAAUCCAAUUUCUACAAGGGACAAAACGUAUGGUAUAAACAAUUGCUAUUAAUAUUUACAUAGAUUUAUGACCAUCAACAAAUACACUGUACUAAUUAUAAUUUUUUUAAAGAAUCGGGGAAAUAACCAACCAAUACGAAUGCGAUACCGGAAAUACUUAAGCAUAUACAUACAUACGAUACAUCAAUUAUACAUACAUAUAUGUGUAUAUAUAUAAUUUGUUCAAAAGUGCAAAUAAUAUGCUGAUAUUUUGUGUUAGUCUUUAGUUAAUCUUUUUUUAUGCUCAGCGAGACACUCCCAUACCGCCAACGCCCGUAAAACACACACGAACUCUGAGUCCCACAGGCAUAUCACUCAAAUGUCCAAUCCACCCUUUAUUUAUGUACCUUAACCCGUAAGCUUAACUUAACGAUAUUUAAUUGUAUUUAAUAUUUUAAAUUUUUUUUAAAGCAAAACCAUUAUUUGUUAUUUCCUCGCGUCGCUGGGGCGAGAGCAUCAAUGUAAUUUCGUAUUAAAAAUUAACUUUAGCCAAGUGGUGUACGGGUAAUAUAGAGCAAGGAAACCAACUCCUUCCCACUGCACUGUGUGGGUGGCAACAACAUUUCAAUAUUUUACAAAGUAGUUUUAAUUUGCCAUUAAUUAAAUACAAAAAAAGAAACAAAACACAACAAACAAACGACAAGAGAAAAAUGAAAUAUGGAAAGAUGAAUAAUACAUAUUCUAUAUCGACGACACAGUUCAAGUUAACAUUAUAAUGAUUUUUCAUUAAAAUGCUAUGCAGGAGGAGAGCCAUCUCUCGCCGUCCCUCCUGCACCAGCACCUUAUUUAUACUUAUACUUAUACUUAUGUAUGUAUGCUAUGUACGAGUACAACCCACGCAAACCCCAACACAAUCAUCAAAUUAGGCUUAGUUUUGCCAGUCGCAUAAAUGAUGUGAGAAUUGUAAAAUUCAAAAGAUACAUAUAUAUAUAUUAUAUACAUUAAUUUGCAUAUAUACAUUUAUAAAACUCUUACAAAUUAGUCUGUAAUCUUCAGAGCAAAAUCACAUUUCUGAUCUGAUCUGAUUUCUUUUAAUUCAAUUGUAAUUUGACCGCCGUUUCUAUUUGUUCUUUGUAGUCACGUUUCAACACAAGGGAUUAAAAUUUUAAAUUUAUUUCUAAAUGUUUACUUAAAGUAGAGUGUUUAUUACCCAUCAUGCCCAAGCGGAAUCCAAUCCUAUUUUUAAGCAAAACAUAAACGAACACAAUGCAAAAAGAA